Molecule: messenger RNA, 420 nt
Organism: Penicillium hordei
Lineage: Eukaryota; Fungi; Ascomycota; Eurotiomycetes; Eurotiales; Aspergillaceae
Exons: 3
Biological process (GO): amino acid metabolic process; biosynthetic process
Molecular function (GO): L-aspartate:2-oxoglutarate transaminase activity; pyridoxal phosphate binding
Source: RefSeq, a predicted model, not a curated record
AUGGACCUGUCCCAAUCUCAGUGGAACAUUCUUGCGGAUGCGAUGAAAGAAGCUCACUUUGAUAUUGCUUAUCAAGGUCCGGGAGAUUCUCUGAUAGAAGUCGCUUAUGCGGUGCGUCAUUUUGCGGAAAUGGGAUUCGAAAUGGCCGUUUGUCAACAUUUCUCUAAGAACUUUGGUCUAUACGGAGAGAGAUACGGUGCCCUUCAUGUGGGUUGUAAAUCCGAAACUACUGCUACAAAUGUCUAUGAUCAAUUGCGUUGUCUGAUCCGAUGGGAAAUAUCAUCUUCGCCGUUGCACGGAUCACGCAUUGUUACAAUCAUCGGUGACACCCAGUUGAAGCAAAACUGGUCUGAUGAGUUGUCAACCAUGCGAGACCGUCUCCGCAGCAACCGGCUAGAGCUUUAUGAAGCCCUAAAAGGC